CCGCCGUGUUUCCCCCGGGCCGCGGGGCGGCGCAGGCGGAGGCUAAGCCGAAGCCGGGAAGCGGGACUCAGAGGCCGCGCGGUGCAGCUGCUGCUGGUUCCCGGCCUGCCGGCCACCCCCCCACUGUCACCCUGGCGCUGCGUUGCUUGGAUGGCGUCUUCCUCUCCCCCAAUGAGAAUGACUUCGUGUGCAAGGUCGCUGAAGAACUGGACCAUUUUCUGCUCCAAAACCAGCAUGAGAAAGUUCUCUUGUUCCCCCCCUUGUCCAGCCGCCUCAGGUACCUGAUCCACAGGACCGUGGACAAUGUCGAUUUGUUAAGCAGCUUUUCUGUCGGGGAAGGGUGGAAGAGGAGGACUGUUAUAUGUCACUCAGUCAUAAGGUUGCCCGAGGAGCCUGGCGAUCAGAACAGUUCCUCCAGCAACACGGCGAGAUCCCACCGCCCUCUCCAGUCAAGAGGCAGGGGAGGCAGAGCCGCAGGGCUGCGCCACGCGGAGAUGCCUGCCGAUGGCUCUCGAGUCAACAGAGGUAUCGGCAGGACUAGGCGACCGCCCCGGAGGAAGCCGGAUAAAGCUUUGUAUGUUCCCAGGGGGGUGCGCGAAAAACUGGAGGAGUUGAGAAAUGAAAGCCUGGCCGUAGCUGGAGCUGAGCCAGAUGAUGAUGUCGUGCGAGAGGCAGGGAGCUGCAUUGAAAGUGCAACCGAUGGGACCCCAGAGGAGUUGGGUAACUUUGAGGCCACUACAAAUUCCAGCAGGGUAGCAAGUCAUCUUGAUCCAGUCCCUGGCAAGGAACUUCAUGAAGUCCAGGGCCCUAAAGAGGCAUAUGAAGAACAUAUUGUGGGUGAAAUCGGUGGUGAUAAAAGUAACAAGUGUCCAGUGGACUGUUCAGAUGUCUCUGUGUUGGAGUGUGCCAGGAACCUAUCUGCAUUGGAUAAAGACUGUUCAGAUGCCCCUGUAAUGGAGUGUAGCAAAACUCUAUCCCAACAUGAAGACCAGGAUAACAGCAGUACAGAUGCCACUGUAUUGGAGUGUAGCAAAAACCUGCACCAAAUAGAAGAUCAAGAUAAAGAUACCAUGGAUGCCAGUGUAUUGGAGUGUAGUGAAAAUGUACUGGUCCUGGAAAACCAGGAUAAAGGCUCUAUGAAUGCCACUCUAUCAGAGUGCAGCAAAAACCUAUCCCUACCAGAAGACCAGAAUAAGGAGUCUGUGGAUGCCUCCAUAUUGGAACACAGCAAGAACUCUUCAGUACUUGAAAACCAGGAUGAGGGCUGUACAGACAUCAUCGUAUUGGAGCGUAGCCAAAACCUAAGUCUCCCAGAAAAUCAGAAUCAAAGCUGUAGGGAUGCCCGCGGAAUGGAGUAUGGUAAAAAACCAUCUGUACUGGCAGACCAGGAUAAGCACUGCAUGGAUACCUGUGUACUGGAUCGUGCCCAAAAGAUAUCCCUACCAGAAGAUCAGGACGAGGACUGUACAGUCCUGGCGGGCAGACUGCGGUGUGGGUUGGAAUUGUCUGUGGAGGAUAGAGGCACCGAAAACCCUGCAGUGGAUGAGCAGAGCAGCGUAGAGGAUGACUGUGGUGCUGAACUCUUGCAAGAGAUUGCAACUUAUUUGACUGUAAAGGACAUUAGCGUCGAGAAGAUCCAGUUCGAUUAUUCCAGCUAUGGGGAUGCACAGAUCAAUGAAGGAGAUUUUGGACAUGUUAUAGAGAUCUACGAUUUCUUGCCAUCCCUGAAAACGGAGCAUCUGAUGGAAGCAUUUUCAGAGUUCCACAAGAGUGGUUUCAAAAUUCAGUGGGUCGAUGACACUCAUGCCCUGGGUAUCUUUUCCAGUCUGGCAGCAGCAUCUCAGGCCUUAGGACAGAGUUAUCCUUCUCUAAAGAUCCGAUCCUUGAUUCACGGGACAAGACAGUCUAAAACCAAGGCACUUCAACGACCAAAGCUCCUUCAGCUGGCUAAAGAGAGACCCCAGACUGACACUGCAGUGGCUAGAAGGCUGGUGACAAGGGCUCUGGGUUUGCAGCACAAAAAGCAGAGUGUCUCAGGUGGUGACAUGCUACAGCCCGAGAACUUGGAGCUGGAAGAGUAAACUGACUU
Molecule: messenger RNA, 2089 nt
Organism: Malaclemys terrapin pileata
Lineage: Eukaryota; Metazoa; Chordata; Testudines; Emydidae
Gene: R3HCC1
Product: R3H domain and coiled-coil containing 1
Exons: 8
Coding region: 495-2081 (528 amino acids)
Source: RefSeq, a predicted model, not a curated record